Messenger RNA from Carcharodon carcharias (great white shark), 2064 nucleotides. RefSeq names its product NPR2 like, GATOR1 complex subunit (gene nprl2). Gene Ontology annotation, biological process: cellular response to amino acid starvation; positive regulation of autophagy; negative regulation of TORC1 signaling. NCBI's taxonomy places the organism in Eukaryota, Metazoa, Chordata, Chondrichthyes, Lamniformes, Lamnidae. The coding region runs from base 77 to 1213 and encodes 378 amino acids. Gene Ontology annotation, cellular component: vacuolar membrane; GATOR1 complex. The record is from RefSeq and is a predicted model, not a curated record. Gene Ontology annotation, molecular function: GTPase activator activity. The transcript is spliced from 11 exons.
UCGGGAGGCCGCGAUUAGCUUGGGUCACAGUCGCAGGGGUGGGUUCCGGCUUUGUUGUCUCACUUCCCCCCUGAUCAUGGGAAGCCGGAUCGAAUGUGUGUUUUUCAGCGAGUUUCACCCGACCCUCGGGCCGAAAAUCACUUUCCAGGUGCCUGAGGAAUACAUUUCAAGGGAGCUGUUUGAUACAGUCCAGGUGUACAUCAUAACAAAACCAGAGUUACAGAAUAAACUUAUUACUGUCACUGCAAUGGAUAAGAAGCUAAUUGGCUGCCCUGUGUGCAUAGAACACAAGAAGUAUGUCCGAAAUGCAUUGCUCUUCAAUCUGGGCUUUGUUUGUGAUGCAAAAGCCAAGACCUGCUCCUUGGAGCCAAUUGUAAAAAAGCUGGCAGGCUACCUCACUACACUGGAGCUGGAGAGUGGCUUCAUCUCCAAUGAGGACAGCAAGCAGAAACUAGUCCCACUAAUGACCAUUAUUCUGGAGGAGUUGAAUGCCCAUGGAGAGUGUUCAUUACCAAUAGAUGAAUCCAAUACCAUUCACCUGAAGGUGAUCGCCCAGCGGAGAGACCAGCCUGUGGUACAGGAAUAUGAUGUUCCAGUAUUCACCGAGUGUAAAGAUGAUUUUAUUAAAAUCCACUGGGAUCUCACAACGCAGCAGAUUCUGCCAUACAUCGAUGGAUUCCGUCAUAUCCAGAAGAUCUCUGCUGAAGCAGAUGUGGAGUUGAACUUGGUGCGGAUUGCAGUGCAGAAUUUACUGUACUAUGGAGUUGUGACUUUAGUCCCUAUAUUCCAGUAUUCCAAUGUGUACUGCCCAACUCCUCGGGUGCAGGAUCUAGUCGACGACAAGUCCUUGCAGGAAGAGUGCCUGGCAUAUGUCACUAAGCCAGGACCCAAGCGUGCCAGUCUGCGAGAUGUAUUUCAGCUAUACUGUGGGCUCAGCCCUGGCACUACAGCUCGAGACCUCUGCUCCCGCUACGCUCAACAACUUCAACAGGUGGAUGAGAGGAAGUUGAUUCAGUUUGGCCUGAUGAAAGGUCUAAUUCGGCGACUGCACAAGUAUCCAGUAAAGAUCAACCGUGACGAGAGGAGCCGCCCACCACGUCUUUACACUGGUUCACACAGCUAUGAUGAAAUCUGCUGCAAAACAGGAAUUAGCUACAAGGAAUUGGAUGAGAGGCUGGAGAACGACUCAAAUAUCAUUGUGUGCUGGAAGUGACAGUACAGCACUUUGUCAGGACAAACACUGGGUGUUCUGCUGUGCAGUCACAUAACGUUGCCCAGAGGUUUCCAAACUGAAGAAUAGGUUGGCAAAGGAGUGCAAGAAUGUAAUAGAUGGUGCUAACCUGGGUAGUGUGAGCUGUGCUGGCCUGCAGGACUAAUAAAAUCUUCUGACCCUCCUGCAUUACCUUAAAAAUAGGUGAAGAAAUGUAUGAAAGUAUUUCUCCUAAAAGAGGUUCUGAUUCCAAGCUGAGCGAUUUUGUAUUCAUAUUGAUAUGAUCCUUACUGUAUGCAUGCAACUUAUUAAGAGUAUCAAGGAUAGAGCAGACCCCUCCCCCAGCUGAUUCAUUCAAAUUCUUCCCCUCCCCUCCCCUCCCAUCAUUUAUGAUGCAUUCUUCCUAAUAUAGCCACUAUGCUGUGUAACCUGUUACUGAGUGAGUGUAAUACUGAGUCAUACAUAUCUAGAAGUAACCACAUUCAGUCACCAUUCUGUCCUGAAUUAGCUGACCUCAACUGGGACAGUGGUGGGGGUGCUUUAAGAGGCCUUAGUGCUCUUGGGCAUGGUAGAGUCUCUACUCCUGAACGGUCUGGCCUACCCAUGGACACCAUGGAAAGUGAGUCGAUGGGAUCAAGUCAGCUGCAAUGAAUCUGCAGUCAAAUUUCAUGCUAGCAUUGAAGAAUGAUCCACUUGGGUGUGUUACUGCAGAGCUUUCAGUGCACAUUGAACCAGUGCUCUGUGUGAAUCUGUGUCUUCAUGAGAAUGGGAAUGUACAAAAUCUGUACUGAUUGCUUGUUGUGACUAGUUUUGGAUAAAUAGAAUUAUUUAAUAGUAAAUGAACUUGCAUUGAU